AAAUGCAGAAAGUGAGAAAAAAAAAUAAUGCUAGUCAAGAAAGAAAGAGAGAGAGGAGAUGGGGAGACAGUGAGAGAGUCAGUAGAGUUUGUCAUCUCUCUUCCCACAUCCUUGUCCACCGAAUAGCCUCCUGAGAAUCAGAAAAACCCACCAUUCUCUUUAGUGUUUUCUGCUUCUUUAUUCCGUUCCACACCUAAAACAGGAAAAAGUUUAAAGCUUGCACACGCCAAAUGCAUUUUUUUUCUUCAUUAAGGGAGGAAACUUUUGAAUUUACAUUACGUCUGUUUACACCGGAGUAGAUCUCUCAAUGCUUCAGGAUGGGCAUUAGUUCUGAAUCUGAUGCUGCGGAAUGAUAGGGUUGUAAGCUUAUCUUAUUUCGGGUUGUUGAUGCUGGCCGAGGUGGUGAAUGUUCUCACCGAUUAGCUGGUAAAGAUUCGGAGGUUUAGUUUUUCCUUUACGCUCUUGAGAGAUGGAGCUCUUUGAUUUUCUAAUUUGAAGCAUCCUCCAUUGAUGAGUCGUUGCACAUUGAUCUGUUGCAACUAGCAAGUGAUGGAUUCUUUCUGUGGAAAUCGUGAAAUAAUGGAGGUGAAGGAUGAAGGGAGUGCAACUCGGAAACCUCAAGCAUUUUGUCAAUCAAACAGAGAUCAGAAGCCUCCCAUCAUUAGAAAAGGACCGAACAAGAUGUUGGAAGAUGAUAUCAAUAAGCUUUUUGAAGCAGUCAAUCUCAGAUCAUCAAAGAGUCUUGAUCUUUCAGAUGUGAGGAGAAAUGCCUCGAAGAAGCCGAUGAGGGGUGGUGGUUGUCAUUCUCCUGGAAUCGGAUUCUCUGGGCCCGUCUCUUUGAAACAAGCUCUUAGGGGAUUAUGCAUUUCUCAGGCAGCAGAGGUGGCUGCCAUGAAACGGUUGUCGCUGCCAGCAUCUCCUAGGGUCUCGGAAGCUGGGAAAAUUGCGAAUAUGUACAGGUCUGUUGGUAUUGAAACCGGUGAAUCUAGCUGCUCUUCUGUUGAAAGUGAGGCGCGAAGAAUAGAAAUAACUCUGACUCCAGAGCAGAGUGCUCCGUGUUCUCCUGAAACCUUGCUACCGUCGCCAAAAGAUUCUGUGUUAACAUCAACAUCCCGUGGUCCUAAUUUGCCUCCCUGUUUUGAUGUUAAAGCAACUGGAAAGGCCAAACAACAUAAGUCACAGGACUCUGGCCAUCCACUGGAUGAAUGUGAUGAUGUAGGAAAGUCUCGUGUUGAAGAAUAUACUGGCGUAUGUUCUGCCAGUACGCUGCCUCGGAAGGUUCAAGAUAAUGUGGCUCUGAAUCAGAGUGCUCGUGCUUCUCCUGUUCGACCUGCUGCUGUAGUUUUGGUGAGUGCAGAGUCUAACAUCGCGCAUAAUAAAGUAAUACCCGUUUCAGAAGUUGAUAUCCAGAAAUCAGGAGUAGGCCAACUGGGAGAAGACUGCUGUUCAGUUUCUGUUCUGCCCCAUGGUGAUGCUCAUGAUAAUCAUCUAAAGCAAGACCUGAAAAUUUCUGUCUCGAGCAAAGCUGCGAAUGUCCUUUGCAAGGAAGUUCCCGCUUCCUUGAAAGUAGUUGAAAAAGCAGUACCAAAGGUGAGACGGAAGUCUAGGCUACAGUCUUCAUCCAGUGCGGUCAAAGGAAAGAAAGAUGUGAAUUCCAUGAGAAGCACGUCUCGUACAGUGAAGCCAGUUGGCAGAAACAAGAACCUCAUCAUAAAGAAAUCAAAGAAGGUAGUGAUAUAUACUGAUGGAAGUUUGAAAGGAUCUAGUGAAGUAGAAGCUGCUCAGGAUCGUAGUUCGGAGCAAGAAAUCUGCCAGAGGUGUCAGUGUUCUUUGAGGCAUACGAGUAAGGAUCCCUUGGGUAGUGGUGUUCAGCCUUCUACAGCUAGCAGAGAUCUUGAUGCGGACAAACUAGUUUCAAUUCCAACUGGUUGGGUGAAUAAAGAUACAUCUGUUGUUAAAAGUAUCAUGGUUGCCAAACAAGGUGAAAAACAGGAUCUCUCUCGGAGCUCGAAGAGCAGUAAUUAUGAUUUCAGUAGUACCACCACAAGCCUUAGUGAGGAGAGCAAUCCAAGUGGGUCAACUUGCAAUAAUAAGCCACACAUGUCGAAGGAUAUUAGGUGGGAAUCAAUCAACCAUGUAAGAAAGAAGUAUGGUUUUCUAGGACUGAAUCACUUCACCCUACUGAAAAAACUUGGUUCUGGAGAUAUUGGUUCGGUGUAUCUUGCGGAAUUGAUAAGAACAGACUGCCUUUUUGCGAUAAAGGUAAUUGAUAACGAGUUCUUAGCAAAAAGGAAAAAGAUGCCUCGAGCUCAAACUGAAAGAGAAAUUCUCAGAAUGCUGGAUCAUCCGUUUCUUCCGACACUUUACGCGCAGUUUACAUCGGAUAAUUUAUCAUGUUUAGUCAUGGAGUUUUGUCCUGGUGGAGAUCUACAUGUCCUCAGGCAGAAGCAACCUGGACGAUAUUUUCCUGAACAGGCCGCGAGAUUCUAUGUUGCUGAGGUCCUCCUUGCACUCGAGUAUUUGCACAUGCUCGGCAUCGUGUACAGAGAUCUAAAACCAGAGAACAUCCUGGUCCGCGAGGAUGGUCACAUCAUGCUAACGGAUUUCGACCUGUCCCUGAGAUGCUCCGUAAACCCCACUCUCGUAAAAUCAUCUUCGUUAGUACUGGAGCCUCCUAGGAUCUCUGGUCCUUGUGCAGGAUCCAACUGCAUUGAUCCAUUCUGCGCGGGGCCUUCAUGUCAAGUGUCGUGCUUUAGCCCCAGGCUAAACGCUGCUGCUAGAGCAAGGAAGCUAAAAGCUGAUGCUGCAUACCAAGCUAGAUUGCUACCCCAGCUCGUAGCUGAGCCAACAGAGGCGCGAUCCAACUCCUUUGUUGGCACACACGAGUACUUGGCACCCGAGAUCAUCAAGGGAGAGGGGCAUGGCAGUGCUGUAGACUGGUGGACAUUCGGUGUCUUCCUGUACGAGCUUCUGUAUGGGAAGACGCCGUUCAAGGGCACUGGGAAUGACGAGACGUUAUCCAACGUGGUAAUGCAUAACCUCAGAUUUCCCGAUUCCCCCAUUGUUAGUUUUCAGGCGAGGGAUCUGAUCAGAAGGCUGCUGGUGAAGGAGCCCGAGAAUCGGCUUGGUACGGAGACUGGAGCUGCCGAGAUCAAACGCCACCCGUUCUUCGAUGGCCUGAACUGGGCUCUGAUACGCUGUGCCACCCCUCCUCAAAUACCGGAGUUCUUUGAAGAUGGGAAUCCGCAACCAGCGCCUACGCAGCACGCCGGAGACCAUCUGGAGUUCGACUUGUUCUGAAACAAAGGGUGGUUUAACCCUGCAUUAGUUGUCUUGUAAGAUAUACACCACAAAAUACUGUCUAAGAAAGUUGGUGAGGGAGAUUCCACUGUGUGAGAUUGGCUUAUAGAUCUAAACGAGAUGAGUCGAGAUCAUUUUGAGGUUGAAUGCUAUUAAGAUUAUAAAUAUUCCAUCUUUCAAAAACAAA
Messenger RNA from Salvia splendens (bonfire salvia), 3487 nucleotides. Its product is annotated as serine/threonine-protein kinase D6PKL2-like. Gene Ontology annotation, biological process: protein phosphorylation. Gene Ontology annotation, molecular function: ATP binding; protein kinase activity. The coding region runs from base 550 to 3300 and encodes 916 amino acids. The transcript is spliced from 3 exons. Lineage: Eukaryota; Viridiplantae; Streptophyta; Magnoliopsida; Lamiales; Lamiaceae. The record is from RefSeq and is a predicted model, not a curated record.